AUGAAGGGCCGGUGGCGCAAAGACAAGCGACCCGCAGCGGAGAAGUCGAACGGGGCAGGUUCUCUUACAGGAGGCUCAGCGGGCCAGCAAGCUCCGAACAACAUUCUUGCAGGUUUCAGAUUUUCCGGGACUGUCGACAAGGCUGCAGAACAGCAAAGAGAGUGCUACGAAAGUGCCCAUGCUUCUCUUGUUCGCAGUCAAUUUGCAAUGUGUGACGGGGAGACCCACGAUGACUUUAUGAAAGCGCUCACGGGAGGCAGCAUUUACGUUCCUGCCUUUUUCAAUGCGAGCGAAAGCGAGGCGAUAUUCAACGCCCUUAUGAAGGAGCUUUCAGACUACGCAAACGAACAGCAGCAGACCCAGGCAACGGAGACACCAGAGGCAGCUGAGGCUGACGCUGCUGCAGCAAGUGGGCCAGCUGCUGCAGCAAGUGGGCCAGCUGCUGCAGCAAGUGGGCCAGCCGCAGCAGCAAAUGGGCCAGCUGCUGCAGCAAAUGGGCCAGCUGCUGCAGCAAACGGGCCCGAGGCUGCACUGAGCGGCGCGGGCGUUUGCCGGUGGUCGCGGCACUUGAAGCACGAGAACCCCGAGGGCUUUCCCACUUUUCAAAAAGUAGUUCAACGCAUAUCGAGUUAUUUCGACUUGGAGAUCUUCGCAACCAGAAUGAACAUCUACCCCGACGGCUCCCACUGGAAGCCUCACCACCACGACUCCCACGCCUACUCCUCAGAGAGAAACCAAGCAGAGGACUUCACUGUGGGCGCGUCGUUUGGGGCGCAGCGAGCCCUAGAGUUUGCACAUGUGAAGAGUGGCAUUAAGUUUCGUUUUCCACAGACAAGCGGUUCGAUUUUUUCGUUUAAUUCUUUUGUCAAUAAGACCUUCACGCACGGCGUGCCGGCAGAGCCAACUGCCAGCGUAGGCCCCCGCAUAUCCAUCAUUGUUUGGGGCCGGCGCCGCUCGCUGAACAAGUUGAAUGCCUGCGCCAGCGAACUGAAGCAGUAA
This is a messenger RNA of Eimeria tenella, 999 nucleotides long. RefSeq lists its product as uncharacterized. The coding region runs from base 1 to 999 and encodes 332 amino acids. NCBI's taxonomy places the organism in Eukaryota, Apicomplexa, Conoidasida, Eucoccidiorida, Eimeriidae. The transcript has 4 exons. The record is from RefSeq and is a predicted model, not a curated record.